Messenger RNA from Toxoplasma gondii ME49, 1847 nucleotides. RefSeq names its product proteasome (prosome, macropain) 26S subunit, non-ATPase, 9, putative. The transcript is spliced from 3 exons. The coding region runs from base 923 to 1657 and encodes 244 amino acids. Lineage: Eukaryota; Apicomplexa; Conoidasida; Eucoccidiorida; Sarcocystidae. The record is from RefSeq and is a predicted model, not a curated record. Gene Ontology annotation, cellular component: nucleus; cytoplasm. Gene Ontology annotation, molecular function: protein binding. Gene Ontology annotation, biological process: proteasome regulatory particle assembly.
CUCGAAACAGCGGAAAGCGGUUCGCCCGCUUGCAAAGGGAUGCGCUCGCCGCUUUCCCUGUCCUGAUACCCUGCUGCAUGCAGUGCCGGAUUAGCGUUAGUCGUCGCAGUCAGUGAACAGUCGCCGUUGGAAUACCAGCAUUUUCCCAUGCAACGUAGUCCGUCUUACCAGCAAAAAAUGUGACGCUUCAGAGUCACUUGAAAUAUGCCGUAAUCACAUCAUCAUCAGUAUCUACUGCGUCCUUAAGCGAGGCCCUGUAGAUCUCGUGCAUUUGUUACGAGCUAUGUCUUCACAGUUGUGGCACACAAUGAUCUCUCUACACAGACUCUUGUGCUGACACGUUAAAUAUUUGCAGUGACAUAAGGACCUGCAAUAGAGUUGGUGCUGCAUAACCCUGUCCGGAAGUGUCUUUAUGAGCUGCGGGAAGGAGGCAGCUAUUACGUUACGUGGAACAACCAUCAGGCCUGCAUGAAGCGAUCACGUUCUUCUGUCACAGUCGUUGCAUGCUUAUCUGUACGCUGUGUUCCAACAGUUUUUGAUAUGGUCCUGUUUACCAGAUGCGCGCUGGUCUUGUUCAACUCAUGGCAGUGUAGAGGGCGCCCCAAAGCCAACAUCCUCCAAAAUUUUCGUCACAGGUUAAGAAGUCACUGCUCGGCACAUGCUUUCAGCUGACAUCUAUGCAUGAUGCCGAUUAUCGUCUCGAAAGAACGUGUGCCUCCAAUAAGCCGGAACUGCAUACAGGCUAAUGAGUGCGUGGGGUGCUUGCUCUGUUCGGCUGCUUCGUUGCUGUAGCGACUGGUGAACUGCAAGGCUUUCAAUCUGGUAUGCACACGGGGGGACAUCGUCGCUGUUUCAAAGCUGGUUGUGUAUUCGCUUUUUUUCUGCGUCUUCUGUUCGUGUGCGGUCCACCAAAUUCAAGAAGAUGGCGGAACUGCUUGAGAAGCUAAAUGUUCUGGUGGAGAAACAGAAAAAGAUGGAGGAGGAAAUGGAGGCACUUGCAGACUACCUCACCCAGCCAGGAAUGCCUGGUUUGACUGGCGGGCUGGUAGACGACGAGGGUUUCCCGCGUGCAGAUAUCGAUAUUUAUGCCAUUCGUGGUGCCCGCAACCGGCUGGCUAUCCUUAAGACUGACUACAAAGAGGUCCGUUCUCAGAUCGAGAAGGAGCUCUUUGCCCUGCACGCCCAAGGCCCGGUGGCAGUUCCUCGCACGGGUUGUGUAAGCACAGGAGACGCUUUAAAUGCAGCCUCGUUGUCCCCUGAUUCGAACACUGCACUGGAGGAAAAUCCCUUCAUUCCAUUCGCGAAGAUCAGUGAGCUGCAUGAGAAUAGUCCAGCGUCAAAAGCCGGUCUUCGUCUAGAUGAUCUCAUCCUUCAGUUUGGUGCCGUCUUCAUUCGCAGAAAAAGUCUGCCAGAACCGUCGGAAGGGGAUAAACAGCAAGUUGCUGCUGAUCCGGGAGGGGAUAGACCCGGCUGCAGUAGUGUGGAGCAGGUUUUCGAGAGGCUUCCUCAUGAAGUUGGGAACCACACAGGGGAGGAGAUCGAUAUCACUGUCUUCCGCAAUAAUGCAAUUCUAAAUCUGAAGCUUAUUCCUCAAACGUGGGAAGGCAUGGGUCUCGUGGGAUGCCGAUUCACACCCGUAACAAAAGGGAUGCUGUAACAAUUCUCUGUUUGCCUGAGCGCAUUCUUCAGCGCGACAGCCAAGGCUGCGUAAAAUUUUCACGUGACUAAGCGAAAGCGAAGUCGUCCGCGCUCUACCGUACGUUGUGGAGAUUCGGGCUCCACUGACACAUGAUCCGGUAUUGCCUUGAACCUUUCCAGACGUUGCGGUGAAAGUUCACAGGAAGGCG